AAAAUCGUAGUCUUUUACAAUUCGUGAUAGGUAGGUGAAUAUUAUCAACUAAAAAACUCUAUAAGAAAUGAAAUUUUACAAUGACUAUUUACAAUGACUAUCAACACACAAACCAAAAUAAAAUAAAAUCUGUACGAGACAGAACGGAGAUAACGUUCAAUCUAACGACGACCAUCCUCAGAUUGAACGGCUACCCAUCACAAGUGGUAAAAUUUCAUUUCUUAUAGAGUUUUUAGUUGAUAAUAUUCACCUACCUAUCACGAAUUGUAAAAGACUACGAUUUUUUCUAGCAAUAGAAAAUUGUGUAUUUCAGAAACGGAGCUAGAAGGUUGAAACUUUCUGUGUAUUAUCUAGACAUGUAAGUCUACCGCAGAAAAAGAUUUCAGCCUUCUACUCCGUUCUCAGACAGAGUUAUAGAUUUUAUAAUUUCUCUAUUUUUCCUAGAGGGAAAAUAGAAAAAUCUCUAUAACUUUUGAUGGAAGAGGCAUGGGCACGAACCCUUUUAGUGUUAUAACCAUCUCGACAUGCUCUAUCGAUUGAGGUAUAAAUGAGUCGAAACUGAGUCCAACAUCUUAGAAUCUUUCCUCAUUAGUCAUUAUGUUUGCCCUCUUACAUUUUAUAGUGCUGUAAAUGAAGAAGUACUAUACAUAAAGUACCUUUUUCCACUAGGAAUUGACUAUAAAAUUUAUUUUUUCUUUAGCCUUUACUUUAGAUAUUUUUAUUUUCCCGCUUCAGCUUUUUCGAUAAAUAUUCCUCUGCCUUGUUUAUUUAGAAAGUAUCGUAGUUGGGUCCAACUAGAUACGGAAAAGUCAGUACCAAUCGCUGAUGUCUAUUCAUCAACGGCCAGUGAUGCAAAACGUCGUGCUGCAUCUCGUGCACUUGAAUGGUUGAUGAAACGAGAACCAGAACAUAUUCUUCGAACAAAACCACUAGUUGCAAAUACCGAAUAUGAUGAAAUGGCAAAUACAGUUGGUGAUUUUAUUAAACAUAUUCGAUCAUCGGAGUCUGCUCCAGAAAUAUUGCGUUCAUUGGAUAAACAAUAUUAUGCAGCAUUUGUAUUAAAACGCACAUCGAAAGACACUGGCAAAGUUGUUGCAUUUGGUAUUGGUAAUCGUUGUCCAGAUCCGGAUCAUGUCACUGAAGGCGGUGAAACAUUACUCGAUUGUCAUGCAUUAACAUUGGCUCGUCGUGCUUUGAUACAAUAUUUAUACGGAGAAUUACAUUAUUGUCUUCAAGAUAGUUCAGUGACAAAAAUUCGUUCAAUAUUUGAAUAUGCUGAUGAUAGUUUAACAAAAUUUCAAAUUAAAAAAAAUGUCACACUUCAUUUAUGUUUAAGUGAUAGUCCAAAUGGUGAUGCACGAGAUUAUUUACCAGCUGAUACAAAUUCUGAAAUGAAUUCAAUGCAAGUUGUACAAAUGAGAACGGCUGGUCAUGCGCCAGAAUUUAGUCAACCUGAACAUGGUUCACUUAAAUAUAAAUUAUCAACUGGUAUGGACACAAUUAUUGCUGAUCCAAUUCAACGUUAUGCUAUCAUGUCAUGUAGUGAUAAAAUAUUGAAAUGGAAUGUUUUGGGUAUUCAGGGUGCUCUGUUAUCAAAUAUUAUUGAACCGUUCAAAAUUUCAUCUAUCACAUUUUUGAGUGGUUACAAAUUGGAACAUACAUGUCGUGCAUUAUGUUGUCGUUUACAAAAUGCAUCCAUUGAAACUUGUAUGUUAUCUAGUUAUUAUACAUUUGUUAACUAUUUAGGUCGAAUGAAAUAUCCGCUUGUACCAGAGAAAACAAUUGAAUCAAAUUUUAGUUAUUCAUGGUCAUUGGCUUACCAAGGUGAAGUGAUCGAUGCAGUACGAGGCAAACCAGUAACUGGUGGUAUGAGUUUAUUAUCGAAAUUACAAUUAUUUAUCGAAUAUAAAUCGAUUAGUCAUCAAUUACGACGUAUGGUUUCGAUCGAUUCAACCUAUUACAUACAAAAACAAGCGGCAAAAACAUAUCAACAAAAAAAGCUUGCAAUGAAAAAUUAUUUAGAACGUCAAAAAAUGGGUUAUUGGUCAUUUCAAAAAAAACAUUUAGAACAGUUUAAAAUACAAUCGACAGUCUCUGGUAUUGUACGAAAUAUUAUGUGUUAA
Didymodactylos carnosus is the source of this 2123-nucleotide messenger RNA. The record is from the annotation of a GenBank genome assembly. Lineage: Eukaryota; Metazoa; Rotifera; Eurotatoria; Philodinida; Philodinidae.